CAUGGCAUACAUCCAUUUUUUCACACCGGUGUAAGACAGGAAUUAUUUAUUGCAAUUAUUGUACAGGUUUAUCCAAAGUGGUAUUUCACCUUACGUAUGAGGAGAUUUUUAAGCUAUAUAACAUUUUGUGAUGGUUUUAAAUUUCACCAAUGAUCUAAAAAAAAUAUACUACGGUGACAUUUCUUUUAUGUGAAUCUUAUUGAAAUUCGUUUGGAAAAUCACUUAACCGUGUCAGUGUAUAUAUAAAGCGGUCAGAUGCAUAUUUUGCUGUUAGGUGUAUUUAUUACGUUGCAUACAGCAUAUAAAUAUUGGGAUUUAAGUUGACCUAUAGGUCAGAUUUACUAUUAUAUAUACACCUACAUGUAGAGUAUAAAUAAUGAUAGUAUAUAUACAUGUGUAUAGAGAAAUUAAUGUAUGCAAAGUAAUGAAUAUGUCGGGUAUUUUGUAAAUGGUUAUAGCAUAAAUUUCUGACGAACGAAUAUAAUCAAGGUGAAACUUAAAAGUACAUAUUUUCAUCUUUGGAAGGAUUUAAUAGCAUUACAGUCUUGAGAUUUAAACAGAAGUGCAAGUAAACAGAUAUACAUAAAAUGAGACUUUGGUAGUAACAACAAUGGAGCCAUGUUCCGACCAAUUUCCGGAUACAGAUCACUUCUACGCAGAAAUUGACGGCGAUGCAGCGACGAUUGUUAUUCUGGCAAUUUGUUGUCUGUUGGUUGCUGGGUGUAUCGGAAUCUUUAUAGAAGAGCUAGUGUUUCUACAACGUCACUAUUACGGGAAUGAAGUCAAAGUGAUAAAACUGGCAACACUCCUCGGGCUGUACCCUGUAACAAUAAUUACUUCGUUGAUAGCACUACUUGUUCCAUCAAGUACGAUAUUAGUUGACCUUGUAGCAUCAUGUUAUUUGUCUGUUUGUUUCUACACGUUUGUCACCCUGUCUAUAAAUUAUUUCGGCGGAGAAGAGAAGAUGUUGGAGAUACUCGCUAAUGACAAGAUACAGAGGAGUACACCACCUUGUUGUUGCUGCUGUUGUUGUAUCCUCAAACCAGCUAAACUUACCAAGAGUGGUCUUCUGUUUUUCAAACUGUGUUCAUUGCAAGUGUCGGUAGUAAGACCACUGUUACUAUUUAUAGCAGCCGUACUCUGGACAGACGGCAAGUAUACGAAAGGACUUGAUGGUUCAACUAGUUAUCUCUUUAUCACCAUAGUAACGGUCAUCAGCACAAUGUUCUCUAUGUAUGGAACCAUGGUGAUCUUCAGAGCUUCCAAACUCCACCUGAAACAAUUUGAUCUGGCUUUAAAAUAUAUGUCCUUCAAAUUGUUACUCAUUAUAUCAAAUAUGCAAAGCAUUAUAUUUGGUAUUCUUGCCAUAUUUGAUCUUCCUGCAUGUAUUGGAACAAGAGGACCAAAGGUCAGGGGUAGCUAUAUUCAUCAUGGUGUUCUGGUGUUAGAAACAUUUCUACUCGCUCUAUUGGCACGUAAAGCAUACCGCAAAGAUGACAAUGAUAUAAAAGGACCGAUAACGGACGCGGAAGCUGCAGGAUUUGGUCCUGAAGACGUUAUUGUUAAUAAUGGUCUGAGACAAAAUGGUACGAAUACCAUUCAGGAAGUUAGUGUGGCUAGUUCUAAAGAUAUAAGUGGCCACGGGUACCACUCGUAUGAUAACCCUGGAGCUGAGUUUAAUGAUAGCUCUAACGAGGCAUACGACACAGAAACAGAACGAUCCGAACCUGUUGAUCUUAAGGAUAUAGUGACUUGAAGAAGUGACAAAGAGUUUUGUGGACCAAUUACAUGAAACAGCUCGGGACAGAAUGGUUGAUAUUUAGAUAAGGCAGAAGAAGACAAAAAUUGUGUUGUAUUAGUUUGAAUUAUGUUAUUAUGAGUAACUGCCAAUGUCUUUGCCAUUCGCACUGUACCAACCUCCAUACCACACUUCUUUGCUGGAAUUUUAAGAUUUGGCAAUGAAAAGAAUCAUUUGGAGAACGUUAAAUGUUAAACGAAAAAUAUAUUUUUAUAAAAAUGCAAAGCAAACAAUUUAUGCCAAUAAUAACCACUUAUACUACAAUAUUGGUGGUGCUAUAACCACUGUACCUAAACCAUGUGAAUAUUUGUUAUAUCUCUGUAGGGCGGGCCAUAUUGUAUUUUCGUCCUUAUUUAUUUUAUUUUUAUUUUCUUUAAUAUCUCUCCUUUUUUAUUGAAUAGACGGUUUUGCACUGUAUCCCAUUAAACAAAAUGAAAUAUUAAAAUUAUGGAAGAAAUAUUACAUAGCCCGUAUUUUAAUUGGUUUUCUGUCGAAUGCAGAUUAUAGCAUGUCACGUGGUUUAGCACCGUGUAUUAUGUAUAUUCUCUACAAUCGUCUAUUUUUUUCUAUUUACUAUUUUAUUAUCAUUAUGUUUUUGAACAAGAUGUAUUGAAGAAAACGCCGAAGAAAAGCGAGCCUGUUCGCAAAUGCAUUAAAGCGGCCUUCAAUUUUUAUGUUGUUUUUUAAAUAAACCGUUCCAUAUCAUUGUCAAAUCAAAAAAAUUAAGAUAGAAAACGAAAUUUACUUUGGAUAUAAUAUGUAAACAAUCAGAAAACCAUAGAUACCUAAUCCAGUGGUCUUUUUAAACGGUCGAUUCGAGUCCUGAUACUAGUAUUCUAUUUUUAGAAAGAUACGUCACUGGCGUGCUACAAAUAGCUUUCGGGAAAAGCUCAGCAGUCAUAUGAUGUACUUCUCCAAGGUAAAAAUACUGAAAUACUUAAUUUGAAACGGCGCAUAAUUGUUUUUUCCAACAAAAAAAAUAAAAUAAAAGGUAAAGGCCGCUUUAAGAAGUUAUUUUCAAUUGUUGAAGUGAUUACUCGAUAUGCUCAUACAUGUAUAU
Molecule: messenger RNA, 2858 nt
Organism: Ruditapes philippinarum (Manila clam)
Lineage: Eukaryota; Metazoa; Mollusca; Bivalvia; Venerida; Veneridae
Product: organic solute transporter subunit alpha-like
Exons: 8
Coding region: 611-1756 (381 amino acids)
Biological process (GO): transport
Molecular function (GO): transporter activity
Source: RefSeq, a predicted model, not a curated record